Molecule: messenger RNA, 1758 nt
Organism: Rhizoctonia solani
Lineage: Eukaryota; Fungi; Basidiomycota; Agaricomycetes; Cantharellales; Ceratobasidiaceae
Product: cytochrome P450 family protein
Exons: 18
Coding region: 1-1758 (585 amino acids)
Molecular function (GO): iron ion binding; oxidoreductase activity, acting on paired donors, with incorporation or reduction of molecular oxygen; monooxygenase activity
Source: RefSeq, a predicted model, not a curated record
AUGUCUAACUCAACUCUUGUUUCUUUUGCCUCGCUCCGGACUCUACUCGAUACGGUCGUCCAGUCAGGUGGAGAAGGUCCUAGCCCGGAUAUUCUAGCUCUCGCUAAAGCCCACUCGCUUGAGCUUGGGCUGGGUGCUUUCACGAUAUUUGUUACUCGUUACAUGUAUCAACUUCUCAAACGAGCCAAUGCACUCAAGGAACUAGAUGGACCUAGCCCAAUUUCGUCAAUAUGGGGCGACGAGAAUCUACUGUCCGAUUUCGAGAAUGGCUUGUCAGCUCACAACGAGCUACUUAACCGAUACGGCUCUGCCUGCAGGAUUAAGGGCCCUCUCGGAGAGGAUCGACUGUGGACCGCGGAUCCACGAGCGAUAAACGACAUUAUUCUUAAAGGAUUCGACCACUUUCACGAGCCUGAAGGGCUCCUUGCAGAAUUGCACAGGUGGUUCGACCUUUCUUUUGGACCUACCAUAAUCUCACAGAUCGGCCACAAACACAAAAUCCAGCGCAAGAUUCUCAACCCAGUAUUCACUGCUGCACAUAUGCGUAAAUACCCCGAUUUUCCAUUCCAUAACCCACUAUAUGCUGUGACCUCCAAAGUACGAGCUGGUGGAGGCAAGACUGGGAUAGUCGAUAUAUAUACAUGGAUGAGCAAUGUUGCGCUCGAAAUGAUUGGCCAAGCUGGAAUCGGACACUCAUUCGGAGUCAUGGAAGGCAAAGAGCCUGAAUACAUCGAUGCUUCGCGCCAGUUAUUCAUUCUUAUAAGCCGCAUGUGGUACAUACGACCAUUUUUGCCUGUUCUCAUGAAAAUUGGAACCGCUCGUUUCCGACGAUUUGUCGUAGAACAUAUUCCUCAUGGUCCAGCAAAUGAGAUGCAGAAAGUUGUAGAGAUCAUGGAUAAGAUGGCAACCGAUAUCUAUGCUCAAAAGAAGGAAGCGCUUGCUAAUGGAACACUUGACUCGGAGAUUGCGGCCGGAAACGAUAUUAUUUCGAUGCUUUUGAAACAGAAUGAAGUAGUCCCCCCCAAGGAUCAAAUGUCCGAGGAGGAAAUUUUAGCUCAAGUCAAUGGUCUAAUCUUUGCCGGACAUGAUACGACCAGCGGUGGACUAACGAGAACUCUUCACCUCCUGGCCCAGCAUCCGGAAGUCCAAGACCAGCUUCGCGCCGAAAUUAGGGAGGCACACGGGCUGCAUAGCAAAGAACUCGAUUACGACCAGCUCAACUCACUCACUUAUCUCGAUGCCGUCUGUCGCGAAUCUUUGCGCCUUUGGUCUCCCGCUCAAACUCUCGAGCGUGUUGCAAUGAAAGACUGGAACCUGCCUCUGCACUAUCCGGUAAAGUCAAAGGACGGCAAGAAGAUGGUUACGAGCCUAAACAUACCGGAGGGAACUCAUAUCUACAUCUCACUCGGUUCGGUAAAUCGGGACAAGCAAACUUGGGGCGAUGACGCAGACAAGUUCAAUCCUGCUCGGUGGCUCAGUCCUCCGCCAGCGAGUGUGACGGAAUCCAGAAUUCCGGGAGUGUACUCCAACAUGAUGACAUUUUCGGGAGGCCCGCGCUCUUGCCUUGGAUUCAAGUUUUCGCAGCUUGAGAUGAAGGUCGUGCUUUCGGCUUUGGUCGCAUCUUUCAAAUUCGAACUCGGCCCGGAAGAACAUAUGUGGGGGGCAGCUGGUGUUGUGAAGCCCCAUGUGCGGCACCAGGAUGGGACGAUCGAUCCAGCCCCGUCCUUGCGUAUGAAAGUCACACUCGUAGACGAAUAA